AUGGACCAACAGGCUGGGCCACCUACGUACAUAUCGCAAGACGCGAUACUUUUACCACAAGUCACUGAGACUCCGGAGGAAGUGACCCGGAAGGUGAAUCUAGGGGAGGACGGGGCUGAGUUGGGGCCGGUUCCGCAGGUGGAGGUGAAGUUGUUUGUGGGGCGAGUGCCUAGGACUAUGGACGAAAAUUCGUUACGGCCAUUGUUCGGUGUGUUCGGAACGGUGACAGACAUCAUGAUAAUCAAGGACCGAGGCACAAACACGCACGGCGGGGCGGCAUUUGUGCGUAUGUCCUCACUUUCUCAUGCGGAUGCGGCGAUCCGGGCCUUGAAUAAUCAGUGGACACCGGAGGGUUCGACGGAACCGUUGCAAGUACGCUAUGCCAGUGGAGAGUCGGACAAGCUGGGCAUGCCACCUGAAGCGGCUGCACCGGGUGUGAACGCUGCCAAACUAUUUGUAGGCUCAUUACCGCGCACUGCUACGGAGGAAGAAGUAAGGCUACUCUUCAAACCAUAUGGCGCCGUCGAUGAAGUCUUCAUCAUGAAAGAUCCCAUGACCAACCAAAGUCGAGGAUGUGCAUUCGUUAAACUAGCCUACAAGGAACAGGCUCACUAUGCCAUCAAAAAACUUAACGGAACCCAGCCUUUACCCAACGCGCCACGCGCACUCGAAGUCCGCUUCGCAGAAAGCAAAAAGACUUCCCCCCCGCCCAACAGCAUGGCCCCAUUUGGUAUGUAUGCGAGCGCUCCGCGAAAUCAACAGCAGCCCAUCAACUCCCCCGGCCUAGGACUUGCGGCAGGCGCCCUCCAAAAUAUGCCCGCAGCGGCCGCGCUGCAGGGCAUUCCUGCUGCUGCCGCGGCUGCUGCUUUGCAGGGCAUUCCUACUGCUGCUGCUGCUGCCGCCGCCGGCAUGCCUACCAACCCCGGCUUAGCCACUGGCAUGGCCAGUGGCCUGGCCGGAGGCCUGGCCGGAGGCCUGGCCCAGAAUGGGCUCGUGGCCUCGCCCGGCGGCCUCGCGGGCAUGGCCGCCACCGACAUGGCUGGACUCGGCGGCGCCUUUGGGGCCGGGUACGCAACAAAUGCGCAUCCGCGGAGCUCCGGAGCCUGGAAGGAGUACUUUGACAACACGGGUCGCCCGUAUUACCACAAUGAAGCGACGAACAAGACGCAGUGGGACCGGCCGCUCGAGUUCCUGCCGCUGGACAUGCGGCCUUUGCAGCCGCCCUUGCAGCCACAGCCGCAAAUGCAAGCCCAGAUGCAGGCCCAACCGCAAGCUCAGAUGCAGGCGCAAAUGCAGACCACAGAUAACACUACCUCGGGACCUGCCGGUUCGAACAUCUUCGUGUUCCAUGUCCCGAAUGACUGGACGCAUGACGACCUCUACGACGCCUUCUCCGCUUUCGGCCCCAUCGUAAGUGCGCGAAUUGCGACAGAUAAUCUCACCAACCGUAACAAAGGCUACGCCUUUGUCUCCUACGCCACCAUCCCCAGUGCCGUCCAAGCCGUACUCCAAAUGACUGGCUAUCCCGCGGGCAACAAACGACUCAAGGUCACAAUCAAAAAAGGCGAAGAACAUUUCGCCGCUCCAUACUUCCCCGCCAACUCACCCACGAGCUGA
This is a messenger RNA of Gregarina niphandrodes, 1617 nucleotides long. RefSeq names its product putative RNA-binding protein. The transcript has 2 exons. Bases 1 to 1617 code for a protein of 538 amino acids. NCBI's taxonomy places the organism in Eukaryota, Apicomplexa, Conoidasida, Eugregarinorida, Gregarinidae. Gene Ontology annotation, cellular component: ribonucleoprotein complex. The record is from RefSeq and is a predicted model, not a curated record. Gene Ontology annotation, molecular function: protein binding; RNA binding.